UCUUCCCCCUCUCUGUCUUCACGAGUUCUCCUCCCGAAACCUGCGCGAGGCGUCCACUGAAAGCGCGAGACGAUUCCCCCCUCUCCCCUUCACUUCAGUCAACAUGGCUACAGUUGUAACCUCGACCAGAUUCACAGACGAAUAUCAGCUGUACGAGGAACUCGGAAAGGGUGCCUUCUCCGUCGUCCGCCGAUGCGUCAAGAAGUCCACCGGCCAGGAGUAUGCUGCUAAAAUCAUAAACACAAAAAAGCUCUCUGCCAGAGAUCACCAGAAACUGGAACGGGAGGCAAGAAUUUGUCGUCUGCUGAAACAUCCAAACAUAGUACGACUCCAUGACAGCAUCUCAGAGGAAGGUUUCCAUUACCUUGUCUUUGACCUUGUCACUGGAGGAGAGCUGUUUGAGGACAUUGUUGCUAGAGAGUAUUACAGCGAGGCAGAUGCCAGUCACUGCAUCAAUCAGAUCCUGGAGAGCGUCAGUCACAUCCACCAGCAUGACAUUGUGCAUAGGGACCUCAAGCCGGAGAACCUGCUCCUGGCCAGUAAGAUGAAGGGAGCAGCUGUGAAGCUUGCAGACUUUGGUCUGGCCAUCGAGGUGCAGGGCGACCAACAGGCAUGGUUUGGUUUUGCGGGAACUCCAGGGUAUCUGUCCCCAGAGGUGUUGAGAAAGGACCCGUACGGCAAGCCAGUGGACAUAUGGGCAUGUGGUGUGAUCCUGUACAUCUUAUUGGUGGGCUACCCUCCCUUCUGGGACGAGGACCAACACAAACUGUACCAACAAAUCAAGGCCGGUGCAUAUGACUUUCCCUCUCCAGAGUGGGACACAGUGACCCCUGAGGCCAAGAAUCUGAUCAAUCAGAUGUUAACGAUCAACCCUGCCAAAAGGAUCACUGCCGACCAGGCCCUCAAGCAUCCAUGGGUCUGCCAACGCUCCACUGUGGCCUCCAUGAUGCACCGUCAAGAGACUGUGGAAUGUCUCCGCAAGUUCAACGCCAGGAGGAAACUUAAAGGAGCUAUCCUCACAACGAUGCUGGUGUCCAGGAACUUCUCAGUGGGACGGCAGCAUACCAGCCCUGCCGCUACCACCAGCACGGCCGCUAUGGCACAGGAAGCUUGCAAAACCUUACUAAACAAAAAGUCGGACGGUGUGAAGUCGCAGGGAACCAACAGUAAAAACAGUGUAGUAAGCAGCAGCAGCACCAAAGACAGCAGCAUGUCAUCUUCAGCACCAAUGGAAGCCCAGACAACUGUUGUACACAACCCAGCUGAUGGCACCAAGGGCUCCACAGAGAGCUGUAAUAACACAGAAGAGGAGGACAUGAAAGGUAGGAAAGUGGCUGUCAGUGAGUCUACUAGUACAGACAGUGCAGUGUUAAGCCAGUGCAGCACUACUGAGGAAGGGACCCCAACCGUGUCUCCUCAUUGCCCAGCACCCAUCUCUGGUCCCCUGCAGGAGGCUCCUAGCAGCCCCAGAGUUCCUGUAGCUCAGACCAGUCCAGCUCAGAGCUCUUGUCCUGAACCAGAGUCGGCUCUGUCACCUCUCACAGGCAGCAGCGGCAACCUGCAGCAGACUCGUAAACAGGAGAUAAUAAAGAUGACAGAGCAGUUGAUUGAAGCUAUCAACAAUGGGGAUUUUGAGGCUUACACGAGAAUCUGUGACCCUGGACUGACUUCUUUUGAGCCAGAAGCUCUUGGAAACCUGGUGGAGGGGAUGGACUUUCACAAGUUCUACUUUGAGAAUCUGCUGAGUAAAAACAGUAAGCCAGUGCACACCACCAUACUCAACCCCCACGUCCAUCUGAUUGGUGAGGACGCUGCCUGCAUCGCCUACAUCCGCCUGACGCAGUACAUCGACAGCCAGGGCCGGCCGCGCUCCUGCCAGUCAGAGGAGACGCGCGUGUGGCAUCGCCGCGACGCCAAAUGGCUCAAUGUGCACUUCCACUGCUCAGGAGCACCGGCUGCACCCCUGCAGUGAACCGACAACUCAGGCCCAGCUUUGCCUGAACUCUAAAGCUCUUUGGAGCAUUUAUUCUCCGUGGACGGAUUGGUACCUGGAUCCUGGACGGGAAGAGGCUGC
Seriola dumerili (greater amberjack) is the source of this 2074-nucleotide messenger RNA. It is a transcript of the gene camk2g2, whose product is annotated as calcium/calmodulin-dependent protein kinase type II subunit gamma. Lineage: Eukaryota; Metazoa; Chordata; Actinopteri; Carangiformes; Carangidae. Gene Ontology annotation, biological process: protein phosphorylation. Gene Ontology annotation, cellular component: cytoplasm; neuron projection. The transcript is spliced from 23 exons. The coding region runs from base 104 to 1972 and encodes 622 amino acids. The record is from RefSeq and is a predicted model, not a curated record. Gene Ontology annotation, molecular function: calmodulin binding; calcium/calmodulin-dependent protein kinase activity; ATP binding.